CCAGUUAUUGAAAUCACGUCUUCUUCGCGGACCGAAUCGGGAAAAACCACGGAAAAACCCUAGUCAGUUGCAGAGACUGGUCUUACAUCUACGUUCUCUGUGUAAGAUCGGACUUGCAGUGCGCUUGCGUAGAACCGCUAAUUUUCUCGACAGGUUUGGGAAUCAGAAGAUUACGAAAUGCGCCUCUGGUUGAUGUAGAUGAGGAAGUUCCAUAAGCGCACGAGGAUUUGCAUCCUCAUCCUGCUCGUCGUCUGUUUUUGCGUUCCUGUCUUCUUCCUACCUCACAGGAUAAAACAUUUUCAUGUUCAUGAGUCGAGCCAAUUUAUUGAAGAUUUAUCUAUUGUGAAGCAUAGAACCGAUGCUUAUGCCUCCCGUGCAAUAGAGGAGGAAGAAGGCCAAAAUGUCAAAGAGCCACACCAUGCUGUUUACAAAGACGACAAGUUUCGUACCAGUCCUGUAAUUGAGAAUAAUAGGUCUGGUCAGUCUGAAAGGUCAAAUAAUGCUGCCUUGGGAGAAAAUGGAAACUUGCAAGAUGUUAAACAAGAGAAUCAAUCGAGUCAGAAUGAGAAAGCAGUACAAAAACCAAAGGGAAAUAAAUUCCAUUUCCCAGAAGCCACUGGAUGUGAAGUUGAAGGAGAUAAAAGACCAGCUUAUUAGAGCAAAAUUAUACCUGAGUUUUUCUCCCCAAGGUAGCAAAUCUCAUUUUGUGAAAGAGAUGAAGCUGCGAAUCAAAGAUCUGGAAAAAGCUAUUGUUAGCCUCUUUUUCAGGGCUUUGCAGAAGAUGAAAGUCAUGGAAGUGACCUUAUCAAAAGCUAGCCGCAUCUACCCGGAAUGCACACCUAUGGUGAAAAAACUUCGUGCUAUGACAUAUAAUACUGAACAGCAACUCAAAGCACACAAGAAUCAUGUUGGCUUUCUUCUAAAGAUAGCUGAAAGAGCUACACCUAAGGGCCUACAUUGCCUUUCCAUGCGAUUGACUGCUGAAUAUUUCUCACUGUCACUUAAAGAGAGGGAAUUCCCUAACCAACAUAAGUUGCAUCAUCCAGAUCGAUAUCACUUUGCUGUAUUCUCUGACAACAUUUUGGCAUGUUCUGCUGUUGUCAAUUCAACCGUUUCCUCUGCCAUGAAUUCCGAGAGAAUUGUCUUUCACAUAUUCACUGAUUCUAUUACCCUCCCUGCAAUGUCGAUGUGGUUUUUGUCGAACCCUCCAGGCAAUGCAACAAUUCAUAUCCAGAGCAUUGAAAAUAUUAAAUGGUUAUACACCCAAUACCAUUCAAUUGUGCAGAAGCAAGGUUCACUUGAUCCAAAAUAUAUGUCUGCGUUGAACCACUUGCGGUUUUAUUUGCCAGAUAUUUUUCCUACACUAGACAAGAUUGUGUUUCUUGACCAUGACGUAGUUGUGCAAAAGGAUCUCUCGGCUCUUUGGAAAAUUAACAUGAGGGGUAAAGUGAAUGGAGCUGUACAGACCUGUGAACAAGAAGAUCCUUCAUUUCGCCGGAUGGAUGUGUUUAUAAACUUCACUGACCCCAAUAUGGCAAAUAGAUUUGAUAAGGAAACAUGCACAUGGGCAUUUGGGAUGAAUUUGUUUGAUCUGCAAGAAUGGAGGAGGCAGAAUUUAACCGGAGUCUAUCACAAGUAUUUGCAGCUGGGGAACAAGAAUCCAAUACUGACAGCCGGCAGUUUGCCCAUAGGCUGGAUAACCUUUUACAACCAGACACUGGCUCUGGACAGAAGGUGGCACCUCCUCGGGUUGGGCUACGACUCGGGCAGGGAGCAACGUGAGAUUGAGCGGGCAGCGGUAAUCCAUUUCAAUGGGGCAAUGAAACCGUGGUUGGAAAUGGGGAUCGAGAAGUACAGGUCUGCUUGGAGGAAGUAUGUUAACUAUGAACUCCCAUACCUUCAACAGUGCAAUAUACACAUCUAAUCAAUAGCUCUCCCAAAAGUUUUGAACAAUUUUUGUGUCCCCAUUUGGAUAUAGCUUGUUCGGACCAAACACUUGCAUGAAAAUCAGGGCACCCUAAUUUUUUUCAUUUUCUAAUUGGGAAUGCGUUAAUGCUCAUCAGCCGGCCAAUGUUAUUUUCUUUUUCCUCGGCUAUACCAUCAAUUGAGUUUGUUUUGUUUCUUUUGUAAAAAAGAAAAAAAGUGCUCUAGG
Cuscuta campestris is the source of this 2152-nucleotide messenger RNA. Lineage: Eukaryota; Viridiplantae; Streptophyta; Magnoliopsida; Solanales; Convolvulaceae. The record is from the annotation of a GenBank genome assembly.